AUGCCCUUCAACCUUGGAAUAACGGCACAACAGGGCCACCACCAGCCUCCUGAACCGCGAACACUGGACAUGACAAGACUCUCGAGUGACCUCUCCACCAGGAGCGCCGCAUUAGCGGCCUUCCACCUCCCUAGCUCCCUGAAUAGACCCUUCGACCCUCCGUUGAGGGUUGCGUCCGAAGAGCCCAAGACCAUCGACUUUGCCAAGGUUACCUUACCUAACCGAGAAGAUCAAGGUACUUUGCUCGUUUUGCACUGCAAGUACCUCCUUCGCCCACGAUCAAGGGCAGGGAACCUCAGGCCCACCGACUGGCACCGAGGCGUGUGGCCGAGAACCCCCGCCACCUCCGUCCGUCACUCUCUUCUUCCCAUGCCGUCCCUUCACUUGGAUCGCUAUCGUGAUUGGGUCCAGGAAAUCUUCCCCCGCCGGAAGUCCAUCAGAAGGCUGGGAAUCCCACCUCGCAGGCUCGACUCUCUCUGUGGCGCCUUCGUGCACAAGGAUCCUACUGUUCCCAAGGCAAAUCAUACUACGUAA
This is a messenger RNA of Colletotrichum paranaense, 534 nucleotides long. RefSeq lists its product as uncharacterized. The coding region runs from base 1 to 534 and encodes 177 amino acids. The transcript has 3 exons. The record is from RefSeq and is a predicted model, not a curated record. Lineage: Eukaryota; Fungi; Ascomycota; Sordariomycetes; Glomerellales; Glomerellaceae.